GGCCCCGCCCCUUUCUCGGUCAAAAGGGUAUAUAAACGAGGAAUUUUUUCGAAAAAUUAUCAAUCUUGAAUUUGCGUUCAUAAGAGCAACAUGGAAUUCUUCAAGAGUUUCCUACAAACUAUUGGCAUACUGGAGCCCACUAAAGUGGAUCUCAUUUUUGAAUUGCCAUUAGAAGUAUCACAGUUGAUUCUUCGCAAAUUGGAUGCGGAAUCUUUACUGUGUGCUGCUCAAGUAUCGCGAAAAUGGCUGCAAGUCUGCAAAUCCGAUAAAAUUUUAAAACAGACUGCAAGGCGCCAUAAACGAGAAAUAAGAAGGAAAAUGAGGGAACAGAUUUUGGGACGAGAUUCACCAUCAAGGAUCGAAUCGUUAAGAAGGAUACGAGAGUUGAGGAAAGAUAUCAAGUAUAACGUGGCAAGUACAAGAUUAGAAACGGCAGUGGUCUUUGGUAAUAGAUCUAGGAUCCCACCACCGAGAAAUAUAAAAGUAAGUAAAAGUAAUUCUUCGAAUAAAAAAUCUCGUAAAUGUAUUAGAAUAUAAGAUAUUAGUUUA
Apis florea (little honeybee) is the source of this 549-nucleotide messenger RNA. RefSeq lists its product as uncharacterized. Gene Ontology annotation, molecular function: protein binding. The record is from RefSeq and is a predicted model, not a curated record. NCBI's taxonomy places the organism in Eukaryota, Metazoa, Arthropoda, Insecta, Hymenoptera, Apidae.